UCGAUUGAAAAGCCCAUGGUACUGUGUCGUCGUCUGCUCUCGCUACCUAAGCAGAAACUGGACAAUGGCUGUCCUUCAAGGGAGUAAAGUCUAUAGGGACAGAGGUGGAAGAAGACGGCGAAACAUGGAGAGCAGUGGCCGGAGGCAAAGGGACACUCUUUCUCGACGUCUCUCACCGCCGCCUGAAGCGGAUCACUUUCUUCAUCCGGAAGAGGCAGAACCUGUGAUCGUUGGAGGUAUGGUGUUGGAUAUACAUGCUACACCUUCUAUGCCUGCUAAUCCCGGAACCACUACUCCUGGCAAGGUCCACUAUGUGCUAGGAGGCGUGGCAAGGAAUGUUGCUGAGUGCAUGUCUAAGCUUGGAGCAAAACCUUUUAUGCUUAGUGCUGUUGGCCUUGACAUGGCAGGAAAUUUGCUAUUGGAGCAUUGGAAAUCUGCUAAACUAUCUAUUGAAGGCAUUCAGAUGCGCCAUGAUAUUGAGACUGCUGUUGUGUGCAACAUAUUUGAUGCUGAGGGAGAAUUGGCAGCUGCUGUUGCGAGUGUGGAAGCAGUUGAAAAAUUUCUCACAGCAGAGUGGAUUAAAAAAUUCAAGAGCAAAUUAUCUACUGCGCCAGUGUUGAUGGUUGAUGCAAACUUAAAUCCUCCUGCUCUAGAAGCAUCUUGCCUAAAGGCAGCAAAGUCUGAUGUUCCUGUGUGGUUUGAGCCUGUGUCGGUUACAAAAUCCAGUAGAGUAGCUCCUGUGGUCAAGUAUAUAACUUUUGCUUCACCUAAUGAGGAUGAACUUGUUGCCAUGGCAAAUGCUCUAUCCUGUGAUAACGUGUUUUGUCUGAUCAGAAAGGAUGACUAUAGAAACUUUUCAACAGAAUCUUUGUUUCAAUUGCUAAAACCAGCCAUAUGGGUUUUGCUAGAGAAGGGUAUUAAAAUAGUUCUUGUGACUGUUGGAUCAAACGGGGUCUACUUAUGCUCCAAAGGAGUGUCUGCCUUGAUGAAAUCUGGUUCAAAGAGAACCUACUGUGGUGGUCUUGGCAGGCAAUUGUAUAAACUUGUCUCUGCAAGCUGCCCCCCCAAUCAAUUUUCCAGUGCUGUGGAGUCUGAGGGAAGCUCUCAUCUAUUUGCCGUUCACUUUCCUGCACUCACUGCGUCAGUUGUAAAGCUUACUGGUGCUGGUGACUGCUUGGUUGGGGGAACACUUGCUUCCAUUUGCGCGGGCUUAGAUGUUCUUCAAAGUGUGGCAGUUGGUAUUGCAGCAGCCAAAGCCGCUGUUCAGGCAGUGGCUAAUGUCCCUGCUGAAUAUAGUUUAGCCACAAUUGCAGAUGAUGCAGGGGUGGUAUAUUCUGCUGCCAAAGUUCUGUGCCUCCAGUCCAAGCUGUGAACCAUGGACAAUAGUUGCAUUUGAUUUUGCUGAUAGAAUGGAUCAGAAUGCUUGCAUUCUUGUGAAUUAGCUUUGAAGUUCGAGCUACCAGCCAAUCCCAGGGCUUAGAAACGGCAGUUUGCAGAGAGUUGCAGAGUCAAGCCAGCAGCACUCCCGGUUGCAGAGAAACAACCUUACCAUAUAAGGCCUUAGUUAUUUAAUUUCUUUGUUGUUCUUGUUUCUUUUCUUUCUUUCUCUGCGAUCCCAUAAGCCCAUGCUAUUAAUAGUUGCGAGUUUGGGAUGAAAUUGUGGAGAACCUGUGUUCUUAAACCCAAGUUUGAUCUUCUCCCACCCAUGCCAACCUAUUACAAACCAUGGUGCUCCAAAGUCCAAAUCUUGGCUGAGGCAAUUGGUUGCUUCACGAGCAUUGUAAAGUCGAGUUGUAAUCAUAAUCUGUCACAAUCUUGUACUUU
Messenger RNA from Malania oleifera, 1824 nucleotides. Its product is annotated as pseudouridine kinase. The record is from RefSeq and is a predicted model, not a curated record. The coding region runs from base 65 to 1372 and encodes 435 amino acids. The transcript has 9 exons. Gene Ontology annotation, molecular function: kinase activity. NCBI's taxonomy places the organism in Eukaryota, Viridiplantae, Streptophyta, Magnoliopsida, Santalales, Ximeniaceae.